This is a messenger RNA of Hemisphaericaspora subhashii, 1197 nucleotides long. It is a transcript of the gene HIS5, whose product is annotated as histidinol-phosphate transaminase. The record is from RefSeq and is a predicted model, not a curated record. Bases 1 to 1197 code for a protein of 398 amino acids. Gene Ontology annotation, molecular function: pyridoxal phosphate binding; L-histidinol-phosphate:2-oxoglutarate transaminase activity. The transcript has a single exon. Lineage: Eukaryota; Fungi; Ascomycota; Pichiomycetes; Serinales; Debaryomycetaceae. Gene Ontology annotation, biological process: L-histidine biosynthetic process.
AUGUUUGAUAUCAAAUCAAUAGUCAGACCAAACAUUCUUUCAUUAGAACCAUAUAGAUGUGCCCGUGAUGAUUUUAAAGUUGGUAUCUUAUUAGAUGCCAAUGAAAAUACUCAUGGACCAGCAUUAACCACCAUUUCAGAAUCAGAAUCUCAAUUGGAAUUAAAUAGAUAUCCUGAUCCUCAUCAAUUAGAACUUAAGAAACAGAUUGUUCAAUUUAGGAAUUCAACCCCAAAUAUUCAUUUAUCGGGAAAUGAAGGGAUUUAUCCUGGUAAUUUAUGUUUAGGGGUUGGAUCAGAUGAAAGUAUUGAUUUAUUACUUAGAUGUGUUUGUAUUCCUGGAAAAGAUAAGAUGUUGAUUUGUCCACCCACGUAUGGAAUGUAUUCCAUAUGUGCUACUGUUAAUGAUGUUGAGAUUGUAAAAGUCCCAUUAUUAUAUCCUGGUUUUCAAAUUGAUGUUCCGGGAAUCUUAUCCACCAUUACUCAAGACCCAUUAAUUAAAUUAAUCUAUUUAACUUCCCCUGGUAACCCUACGGGGAAACUCUUGAAUGUUGAUGAUAUUAUUCAAUUAUUAACCCAAGCCCAAUCGAAAUGGAAUGGAUUAAUAGUCGUUGAUGAAGCAUAUAUCGAUUUCACCGAGUCUCCAAAUUCCCAACACUCCCAAUCAAUGUCCACCCUAGUCAACCAAUAUCCAAACCUAGUAGUCUGUCAAACUUUAUCCAAAGCAUUCGGACUCGCAGGUAUCAGAUUAGGUAUAACUUAUUCCAAUGAAACUCUUGCCAGCUAUUUGAAUGCCAUGAAAUAUCCAUAUAAUAUCUCGUCCUUAACUUCCGACAUCGCCAUCCGUGCAACUGGUUCCGAAACUGGUUUAAAAGUUAUGAAUGAUUAUGUAUCCCGAAUCAACAAACAACGAGACUGGUUAUUGAACCAAUUGACAAAUUUGAAAUAUAUCGGAAGGAAUAUUGGUGGAUUGGAUUCGAAUUUCUUGUUGAUUGAAGUUUUGGAUAAACAAGGUAAGCCAUCCAAUGAAGUGGCAUAUAAGGUGUAUAAUAAAUUAGCUGUUGAUAAUAGUGUGGUUGUUAGAUUUAGAGGAAAUGAAUUGAAUUGUUUUGGAUGUUUAAGAAUUUCGGUGGGGACUGAGGCGGAGAAUGUUACUUUGGUACAGAAGUUUAAACAAGUUUUGGAACAGGUGAAUGAGUAG